GCCGCCUUGGAGGUCACAAGUUGAUGGCAGGCUUUCAACCUGCUGCCGCCUACUCAUCAGUUCGCGACCAGACUGCGCCCGCGAUGAGCGUGCAGCCGCCGCCAGCGGCGACACAGUCAUGGGCGUCGUCGCAGACACCACCAACCGCCGGCACUUCCGCCUCGACCAGCCAACAGCCCGGCGUCGUUUAUUCACCAGUCCAUCCGCAAGGCGAACAUUUCGAUUACGCCGCCGCAACAUCGGCCGACUACGCUUCGCGAUAUCAACCGCAAUCGUCGAACGCGUUGCCACCGCACGCUGUGGACCUGAGCAUGCCGCAGGUCGAGAGCAGCAUCGGGCCCAGUCGAGUGCUUACGCGUAGAGCCGCAAAAAUGGCGCAGCAAAACAAGGCUGCUCCGAACACGUCUAGUACUUCCUCAUUCUACGUUAACGCCCCCUCGUCGCGCGCGGACUCGCCUAAUACUUAUAUUAAUAAUAACAAUCCAUAUCCCUCCACGAACGCGGGCUCGAUGGCGGCACCGCAUUCGCCGUACAUCUCGACCUCAUCCUCGUCGUCCUCUUCUUACUCUCAUUAUGGUUUCUUUCCUUCUCACGCGCGUUCCGCCUCUGGAUCUACCUCCAAUGCACGUUCUGCCUCUCCUGCGCUCAGCAUCGCGUCUGCCGUCACGUCGAUGUCUUCCGCAUCGGUUCAUAGCUCCUGGCAAAGCAUCGCUUCCCUUGCGACUACCGACGCCGUGUCCACCAACUCUCGCGAGAAACACAAGAAGAAUCGCCUUUACAACGUCGAUCGCAGGUCGAUCUGUCAGUUCCACAAGGAUAACCCUAGCAUGCGUCAAGAGGACAUUGCCCGCCGGUUUGGCGUCGAGCGCAGCACGAUCAGCAAAAUUCUGAAGAACAAGGCCAAGUGGCUGCACGUCCGGCCCGACGAAGAGAUGAAAAUAGCGAAGCACCGACCCUCCAAGUUCCCGGAGAUCGAGAUGGAGCUCCAGAAAUGGCUCGUCGAGAUGGAUGCCGCCAAGCAAAUCCUUACGGACGCGUCGAUACGCCAGAAGGCGAAGGAGGUAGCUCGCACCAUGGAGAUCCCCGAGGACAAGUUUAAAGCCAGUUCCGGGUGGAUCGAAAACUUCAAGCAUCGCCACGGGAUCCGUCGUGGCGUUUGGCAAGGCGAUGGAAAGAAUACGCGCGCGGCGCGCGCUAUGGGUUGUGGCCAUCCUCCAGAGGAAGAGUCCGACAACGCCGCUGCCAAAAAACCGAAGAGGUACAUCCACGAAAUGACGGAGGAAUACUACGCGUCUAUCGGCGUUGUCCCCACCUAUCCUCAUCCCUCUGUUCUUGGCCCGAACUUCGGCAUCCCGCUUGACGGGGACAUAGAGCAUCUCACUCCGUUCGAGAACGGCGACUGGUUGGCAACUCUAGGUCAGCCUCCGCCUCGCGAAGCGAACGUUCCGGACCCGGCUGCCAAUCAGGCGCAGACUGCGGAUACAUGGACUCAGCCUUCCCAGUCGUCUGAAGCCGUUUCCCCUUCCACCGGCACUCCCCCUGAGGCUCAGUCAUCGUGGCAGCCUGCGACCGAUGCUGAUCAACAACCCUCGGGCUCAGGGCAGGCACAGCGCGCUUCGGGGUUGGAAGCGGCGUGGCCCGCACCGCAGACUUCUGCGUCGCCUCAUGAAGAAUCGGCUCAGCCCAUGCUUGGGGUCACGACCGCUUAUCCUCAAUCGUCCGUGCAAGCUUCAGGCACAUACGAAGGCAUGGCGGAGUGUCAGGCAAGCACCGUAUCGGCGCCCGAGCAGUCACAGGGCCAGUCUACCAUGACUCCUUCCUCCGAUUGGCGCACUACCAUCUAUGCUCCCCUCAAGCCUGCCGUGAAGGCUGCCAUGAAAGUGAGGGCUACGAUCAUCGGGGGGAUGCUCCCUCAGGUUUUCGGGCCUGCGACUCUUGACGAACUCCUUCAGGAUCCCCAUGGCAGGCUCAUCCACGCGGAACAAUGCCUCGACCAGUUCAUUUCCUGGACUGCCACGCAGCCCGGUUUCAUAUCUCCUCACCAGAAGGAGGUGCUGGGCGAAUUGAAGAGUCUCAUGGUCAACACGGAGAUGAUGAUGCGUCAUCGAAGCUAAUUUCUCAUCGCCGGCGACGCCGUGUUGUUCCCUCCGCAGGCGGGUUGCAGUCAAGAGAGUCUUCGUCAAAUCCCACCAACUUUCUUUUCUCUUUUCUUUAUCGCAUAUGCAGUGUCUCGGACCAUCACGAACCCUCAUGUCAAUUGUUAUUCUAGCUCAUCGCAUGCAUUCAAAGCUGUUUCAAUACAAGGACACCAUACCCCAUGCACUCCUUGUUACGACCAUUUCACUCACGACUCUUAUGCCGUACCUCACUUCACGACUCAUUAGCCCGUCGUGUCGCAUGUUC
Punctularia strigosozonata HHB-11173 SS5 is the source of this 2403-nucleotide messenger RNA. RefSeq lists its product as uncharacterized. NCBI's taxonomy places the organism in Eukaryota, Fungi, Basidiomycota, Agaricomycetes, Corticiales, Punctulariaceae. Gene Ontology annotation, cellular component: nucleus. The coding region runs from base 24 to 2114 and encodes 696 amino acids. The transcript has 3 exons. Gene Ontology annotation, molecular function: DNA binding. The record is from RefSeq and is a predicted model, not a curated record.